Messenger RNA from Drepanopeziza brunnea f. sp. 'multigermtubi' MB_m1, 2289 nucleotides. RefSeq lists its product as uncharacterized. The record is from RefSeq and is a predicted model, not a curated record. NCBI's taxonomy places the organism in Eukaryota, Fungi, Ascomycota, Leotiomycetes, Helotiales, Drepanopezizaceae. Gene Ontology annotation, molecular function: calcium ion binding; NADH dehydrogenase activity.
AUGGAUGGAAAGAAGGAAGUGUUUUUCUUUAUUUCAACCCGACAUUGUUCCAUUCGCAGCUGGCGGCCAUCAAGUUUCCGACCCCGAGUUCCGACCAAAUUGGCUACUACGCUCGGUACUCUCGGUACUCUCGGUGCUCUCGGUGCUCUCGGUGCUCUCGGUCCUCUCGGUACAAUAUGUAGGAUACCUACUCCCUACCCAACACCUCUCAUCCCAAAACCAAUUGCAAUGCUGCGGCGGCAGCAGCAGCGCGCUGUCUCCCUUGCGCAGUCGACGCCGCGAAACCCCCAUCUAUUCCGAAGCCCGUCAAGUCUGACCAGCAGAUUACCAAACAAACGACCUUACCAUUCCUUCCGCAACUCUCUCCGGCCGACGCCGUCGUCCUCCCAGGCGCAAUGGCAGCAGCUUCUCCGCCAGCAGGCAGUGCGCUUCGUGACCGGCAAACCUCUUCCACAGCGACGAUCGUGGGCUUUGAACUUCGCCUACAGAUCAGCGGCAUGGCUUGGAGGCUCGGUCAUAUUCGUGGGCUUUGCUGUGGUGGCAUUCUUCGUCUACGAUGCCUCGACCUACCGGGAGGACCUAUCAUUCCGAGAUAUCCAGGUAUCUGAAGUCGCUCUGAGCCCUCGACGGGGUGGUCCGAAGAACCUGCCGAUCGCAGAGGUUCAGAUCGACGAUGACGAUUGCGUGGAGAUGCAAAGGCAGAAGGACAAGCCGAAAUUGGUUAUUCUGGGAGGUGGAUGGGGAAACGUUGCGCUGCUCAAGACUCUGAACCCAGAAGAAUACCACGUUACGCUGGUCUCACCGACAAAUUACUUUCUCUUUACGCCCAUGCUGCCCUCUGCCACGGUUGGGACUUUGGAAUUCCGCUCCCUGGUUGAGCCGAUUCGUAGAAUUAUCGGCAGGGUCCGCGGCCACUUCCUGCGAGCAUCGGCAGAGAACGUCGAGUUUUCGGAGAAGCUUGUGGAAUUGUCCCAAACCGACAUCAACGGCAAGGAAGUCCGCUUCUACCUUCCGUACGACAAGUUAGUUAUCGGUGUAGGAUCGACUACAAACCCCCAUGGCGUGAAGGGGCUGGAAAACUGCCACUUCUUGAAAGACAUUGAGGACGCACAAAAGAUCCGGAAUCAUAUCCUCACGAAUCUGGAAUACGCUUGUCUUCCUACCACGCCCGAUGAGGAGAGGAGGCGUUUGCUCUCUUUCGUUGUCAGUGGAGGUGGCCCUACUGGUGUAGAAUUUGCAGCCGAGCUUUUUGAUCUGCUCAACGAAGAUCUUACAGCCCACUUCCCCAAGAUCCUCCGAAAUGAGGUCUCCGUACAUCUUAUCCAGAGCAGGGGACACAUCUUGAACACCUACGAUGAGACUCUUUCAAAGUAUGCCGAGGAGAGAUUUGCUCGUGACCAGGUUGAAAUCCUCACCAACUCCAGGGUCAAGGAGGUGAGACCUGAUAAGAUCUUGUUCACUCAAAAGGGAGAGAACGGAGAGACGGUCACCAAGGAACUUCCGAUGGGAUUCUGUCUCUGGUCUACGGGUGUGUCGCAGACAGAAUUUUGUCAACGCAUAUCCAAACAACUCGGCAGCGUUCAAACCAACCGCCACGCUCUUGAGACCGAUACCCACCUUCGUCUCAAAGGUACACCUCUAGGGGAUGUUUAUGCCAUCGGAGACUGCUCGACUGUGCAGAACAACGUCGCAGACCAUCUGGUAACCUUCCUCCGCACCCUCGCGUGGGAGAAGGGACAAGAUCCAGAAACCGUCCAUCUCACAUUCAGCGAGUGGCGCGACGUAGCCCAUAAAGUCCGCAAGCGCUUUCCUCAAGCCGCCGAACACCUCAAGCGCCUGGACAAGCUCUUCGCUGCCUACGACAAGGACCAAUCGGGGACCCUCGAUUUCGGCGAGAUGCGCGAACUGCUGAUGCAAAUCGACAGCAAACUCACCUCGCUUCCAGCAACGGCCCAGCGCGCACACCAGCAAGGUCAGUACCUCGGCCACAAGUUCAACAAGAUGGCACAAGCCGCCCCUGGCUUGAAGGCGAACGACAUCCGCGACGGCGACCUAGACGGGGCCGUCUACAAAGCCUUUGAAUACCACAACCUCGGCAGCCUGGCCUACGUGGGGAACUCGGCCGUCUUUGACUUUGGCGGCGGCUGGAACUUUUCCGGUGGCCUGUGGGCCGUGUAUGCCUGGCGAAGCAUCUAUUUCGCGCAGAGCGUGAGUCUGCGGACGAGGAUCCUGCUGGCUAUGGAUUGGGCCAAGAGGGCACUCUUUGGAAGGGAUCUCAUGAACUGGUAA